Geodia barretti is the source of this 819-nucleotide messenger RNA. The record is from the annotation of a GenBank genome assembly. NCBI's taxonomy places the organism in Eukaryota, Metazoa, Porifera, Demospongiae, Tetractinellida, Geodiidae.
AUGGAUUUUGGACUUGAAGGCAAACUGGCAUUUGUGGGUGGGGCGAGCCGCGGUAUCGGCAAGGCGAUUGCCCUGGAAUUGGCGCGCGAGGGCGCCGACGUGGUGGUCGGCUCGCGUUCCAUGCCCGACCUGGAACAGACCGCCGCCGAGAUCGUCGAAACCACCGGCCGUCGCGCCAUUCCCAUGUCAUUUGAUGCCACCAACCGAGAACAGGUUGACCGCGUUAUCAACGAUGCCGCCGAUACGCUGGGCGGGCUGCACAUUCUGGUCAACAGCGCGUCCCUUCCGGGCGGCUCACCGUCGGCGACCGGCCCCAUUGAGGACCUGAUCGACGAGGAACUCCUCAGCGACUUCGACGUGAAGUUCGUGGGCGCGCUGCGCUGCUCCCGGGCCGCCAUUCCGAUGCUCAAAGCACAGGGCUUUGGCCGCAUCAUCAACAUCAGCGGCCUCAACGCACGCAACGCCGGCAACCUCAGCGGCGGCGCGCGCAAUACCUCGCUGGUGCACAUGACCAAGACCCUGGCCGCGCAGCUGGGUCAGUUCGGCAUCACCGUCAACUGCAUCCAUCCCGGCACCACCCGCACCGAGCGCACGCCGAGCCUGCUGGCCUCCCGCGCCGAGCAGCUUGGCGUCUCACCGGAAGAGGCCGAGGCGCAGGACUUCUCUCCCGGCUCGGCCCGAGGCAACCACAUCUGCCGCAUGGUCGACGCCUCGGAGAUCGGUUACCUGACCGCCUUCCUGGCCUCCGACAAGGCGUGGGCGAUCACCGGCGAGUUGAUCGCUGCCGGCGGCGGGACGGGCAGCGCGGUGUACUACUAA